UUUUAACUUCAGGAAAGUGAAGGGUGUUAGGACAGAUCCCGUUGACUGCUGCUCAACAAGGAUCCCCUCUUCGGUUGCUGGAUUUCUAACAGGGUAGCAAUGUGUGUGGCCUCCAGGGAGGAACUGAUCCGAGCUAGUCCUGGCAACCCUGGUAUUCUCCACUAGGUACAUGAAUACACUGGUUCCCAGCUUCUCAGUUCUGGCCACUGAGAUGUAAGAGAGUCUAAUGGGUUCUUCUGAGAAUUAUUUUAUUUCAUAAUAAAAAGAGACGAAGAGGGUCCCUCCCUCCCUCCCUGCUUGGAUGAGUACUUGAUGUUUAGUGAAGCAGGAGCCAUUCUGUGUUCAAGAAGGAGAGGCCAGGAGAAUCUGAAAGGCAACAACCCAGGCCCCUGUCACUGAACUGCUCAAGGACCCCUGGAACCUAAUUGUUUCAAGGUGGUUCUGUAAAUAGUAACUCUCUUUAUGGUGACUUUUCCCCAGUCAGGAAAGGCGGUUCCGGGCUUCAAGUCUUUCCAGUCAAACUGAAGUUGAACAGAAGGGGACUGCCUUGUGCUGAACCAAAGGACAGUACAGAUGUAAUAAGGCCGUUCAGCUCAGGACAUUCCCUGGAACGCUUUCUCCUGAGAGCUGACUGCUCUCAAAACAUAGGUAUUGGGAUAAUGGUUACACACGUGACUUCCGUCUUCUCCAGUUCACACAGUGAAGACACCAUUCAGAAAGUCUGUCAGUGUACUAACAUUUAUUAAAGACCUCGUGAGCCCCAGCUGCCACUAUGUGCUGGGCACUAAAGACAUAAGCUAGAGGCCCUGCCUUCUGGGAGAGAGACAUGAAAUAAAUAUUCCACCAGAAAGUAAUGACAGUUGGGAUCAGUGCUGCCUUAAGGGUGCCCUGAGCGUGAGGAACUGGGAUGCAGGGUGGGGAUGGCAGCAGUGACCAGAGGAGGCUCCCCCGAGCGAGGGGCAAGGAAACCAGUCACCCUCUUCCUGGUCUGCCUCGGGGUUCUUCAGGUGAGAAGCAAAGAGAGCAGGAGGGAUGGAGAGGACGAGAUACCAAGAAACGGAGGCAGAAGAAAUGAUGGAACUUGGUGAUGAAUCCACGCGGAAGCGAGAGGGGUUAGAGCCAAGGCCUCUCAGUGGCCGGAACCGAGAGCUGGGUGCGAGUGUUCAGGGAUCUGGCCCACAGGCCGCUGGCUUGGGCUGCCGGGUGGAUGGACGCACAUGCGCACACUCAUCAGUGUGGUCGACUGCAAAAGCGGACCUCUUCUCCUACCCCUCUCUGCAUCCCAGCCCUCUCAAAUGUGGCUCUGCGGCUCUCUCCACCAAGGAGUGGAGUGCACUUCCCGCCCCGGGAGUGUGGGCUGGCACCACGACUUGCUUUGGCCAAGAGAAGGCAGCAGGCGUGAUGGGUUCCUCCCAGAGCCCAGGUCUCGGGAGGCCUGCUAACACUUCCACUCACUCUUGGAACUCUGCCCAGCCACCAUGAUCCUGGCCCGCCUUCUGGGUGAGGAGAAACAGUGGCUCAGCCACUGCCUCUCCCACCACCGCAGCCGGCAGCCGGCCAGCUGCCUGAGGACACCAAUCUGGAGCCACCAGCCAGCCCCCACCCCCAUCGCCCCUAGCCCGCUGCCACCAGCUCUCUACGGAUGCAUGGAAGAAUGAAAGCCUGCGGCCAACACCAGCUGAGCCGGGCCUGGAUUAGGAUAGCCACUGCACUGACCUGCAGACUGGAUGGAGGGGGCCGCCAGGGCUACGCAGGCACAGCAGAGGCCGGAUCUCCAGGGCCCGGAGGCCGGAGCAGCGUAGGCCCCCGGCAGAGCGCGUCAAGCGGGUGCGUGCGCCGCGGUGACGGUGCCCUGGGCUCUCCGGCUCCGCCCCCUCCGCGCAGCUGCUGGAAGGGGCGGGAAGAGGAGGAGCCGGAGGCUGCCGCGGGGCCCCCAGCGCGCCCAGCCCUUUAAAAGCCGCCGGCCGGGCUCGCCGCACUGGCGGCCGAGGUCCCCGCGCACCGUAGCCCCGCGCUCGACCGCGCGCUUCAUGCGGCCGCCUACCAUGUCCGGACACUUUCUGCUCGCGCCCAUCCCCGAGUCCUCCUCCGACUACCUCCUGCCCAAGGACAUCAAACUGGCCGUGCUGGGCGCCGGCCGCGUGGGCAAGAGCGCAAUGAUUGUGCGCUUCCUGACCAAGAGAUUCAUUGGCGAUUAUGAGCCGAACACAGGCAAGUUGUACUCGCGGCUCGUGUGCGUGGAGGGAGACCAGCUCUCCCUGCAGAUCCAGGACACUCCCGGGGGCAUCCAGGUCCAAGACAGCCUCAGCCCGGCAGUCGACUCCCUGUCCAAGUGCGUGCAGUGGGCAGAGGGCUUCCUGCUGGUCUAUUCCAUCACGGACUAUGACAGCUACCUGUCCAUCCGCCCCCUGUACCAGCACAUCCGGAAGGUCCACCCCGACUCUAAAGCCCCCGUCAUCAUCGUGGGCAACAAGGGGGACCUUCUGCACGCCCGACAGGUGCAGACCUGUGACGGCAUCCAACUGGCCAACGAGCUGGGCAGCCUGUUCCUGGAAAUUUCCACCAGUGAAAACUACGAAGAUGUCUGUGAUGUGUUUCAGCAUCUGUGCAAAGAAGUGAGCAAGCUGCACAGCCUCGGUGGGGAGAGGAGGAGAGUCUCCAUCAUCCCCCGGCCACGUUCUCCCAACAUGCAGGACCUGAAGAGGCGCUUCAAGCAAGCUCUUUCCUCCAAGGCCAAGGCCCCCUCCACCCUGGGGUAGACCCAUCUGCACUGGAUGGACUCGUCCCCUUUUUAUCACGCAUUCAUGCAGCUGAGAAGACUGGGGGUCACCCUUUUUAAUCACACAUUCAGAGUUUAUUUUUAUACAAACUAUUAGUUUUCAAGUGUAUGUUUAUUUCUGAAAAUUCAAACGGUGAUUGCCUAGAAGUUGGAUAGUUGUUUUUUUAAUAAAAGAUUUUUUUAAAACUGUAACUGCUAGCCACUUUUCCAUUAAAGGCAAAUGGCAACAUUG
Messenger RNA from Orcinus orca (killer whale), 3011 nucleotides. It is a transcript of the gene RASL11A, whose product is annotated as RAS like family 11 member A. The transcript has 5 exons. Gene Ontology annotation, molecular function: GTPase activity; GTP binding. The record is from RefSeq and is a predicted model, not a curated record. Lineage: Eukaryota; Metazoa; Chordata; Mammalia; Artiodactyla; Delphinidae. The coding region runs from base 2031 to 2759 and encodes 242 amino acids.